This is a messenger RNA of Anopheles maculipalpis, 639 nucleotides long. RefSeq lists its product as uncharacterized. NCBI's taxonomy places the organism in Eukaryota, Metazoa, Arthropoda, Insecta, Diptera, Culicidae. The transcript has 2 exons. The record is from RefSeq and is a predicted model, not a curated record. Bases 1 to 639 code for a protein of 212 amino acids.
AUGGGAGCUGAAUUGCAAUUGGUUAGUUGCUUUGUUAGUGCACUAGCCGUUCUCAUUUUGUUGAACAUUGUCCACUGCAACCAAAAGCCAGUUCCGGUGUACUAUCCAAAUCGGAUUGUGUUCACAAACGAUACAAAAUCAUUUAACGUGCGUGUAACUCGUUUUAUCUGUACGGAAACACCGUACGAAGUGUCGGUACUGCUGCAGUGUAAAACUGUCCUACGUCGCAACAGACCGACAUUCUUCAACCUAUCGUUUCAUGUACCGGAGGUGUUGAACAAAAUGUAUUUUCAAGUGAAAACAUACUACCGUUUAAACGAUUAUCAAGAGUUUCCAAUUAACAUUCUAAUCGAAGUUUGUGCCUAUUUUCGUAACCCAUCGGAGGACAUCUUUUCGCGCCAUCUUAUGUCGAUAAUGUUGGAAACGAUACCGCAUCUCAUCCACUACUGUCCACAUGGGAACAAAACGUACCACGCAGUUUACUGGCUGGAGGAUAAAUUCUUUCCCAAGUCCAUGCCGGCCGGCGACUAUCGGCAGGAUGUGUGGUUCCGGAACGAGCAGAACAAAACCUUCUUUGCCUAUCAAGCGUACUUCUCAGUCCGGCGAAUGGGUAUAUGGCGAUCUUUACUCGAAUGGUAG